Messenger RNA from Scleropages formosus (Asian bonytongue), 4703 nucleotides. It is a transcript of the gene shisa9a, whose product is annotated as shisa family member 9a. Lineage: Eukaryota; Metazoa; Chordata; Actinopteri; Osteoglossiformes; Osteoglossidae. Bases 847 to 2112 code for a protein of 421 amino acids. Gene Ontology annotation, cellular component: AMPA glutamate receptor complex; postsynaptic membrane; dendritic spine membrane. The record is from RefSeq and is a predicted model, not a curated record. Gene Ontology annotation, biological process: regulation of AMPA receptor activity; regulation of short-term neuronal synaptic plasticity. The transcript has 4 exons.
CAUGACAUGAUCCUUUUUCAGAACCGUCAGCUGGACGCACACUAGAGAAUCAAUCAGUCGAACCACACUUUAAACGUUCUGCCACUCACGCGCUAUCUUGCGACGUCACUAACAAGGCAGCGUCUGCUAAGUUAAAUUGAUUAAGUGUAAAUAGCCUCGCGCGUGACAGCAUCGUCGUCUGACGCCACACUUUAUUUAGUUCACUGCAUCAUCACGUGCUUUAUCCACCGUGGGUUUAAAUGAGACGCGACGUGAAAAGUCGACACAGACAGAGUCCAGCACGGUGAGCUCGGACUGCCGCUCCUCUGACCUUAAAGCUCCAUGUGAUCGCAACACUGUGUCAAUAAACACUUUGCUCAUUCAUCUGGGCUGCGAUCUGGGUGUUCCUCCUCCCCAUCCCUCCCUCUGAACAUCUCUCGCCACCUCUCAGGGUGUUCCAACUCCCCGUCCCUCCUCUCGUUCGCUCGCAUCCACUCACUCACUCACACACACAUACACACUCCCUCCACAGUCCUGUGUGGUUCAUCCUCCAGCGCUGGGACCACCACGGAGGGGGGCACUACUAGUGCGUUCGUAUCUUCCCAAACACGCAGGGGGACUCGCGUUAAAACACCUGUGUGUAUAUGUGUGUGAGUGGGGGGGAAAAAAAAAAAAAAAAAUCACACACACACACCCCCCAGCUGAACGUGCAUAAGUGAACAUCAACCCGCGAUCAUCUCCUGGAGACCAGGCAGGCGUCAAUCGGGCGCUUCUUCACCCGCGCGUUUCGCCGACAAAUACGCACAAGGCGCGAAUGGAGUCGCAUGGCGCGGAUCUGCUCGCUGGGAAUGUGUUUCUGGACUUUUUAUGAUACUAGCAGCUCCGGCUUUGUUCCCUGCUCGUCUGCUCGCUUUCUUUCUUUCCCUUUCCGUGCUGAGGAACGCCGAAGGAGGGGAGCGCAGGAUGGCAAGCGGGAGGCUGCUGCUCGGGUACUUCUUGGUCAAAGUUCUGGCGUGGGGCUGCACGGCGGGGGGCGAACCUGGGCAGCAGCUCGACGGCUUCCUCCUGGUUCCCGGCUCCAAUGGCUCCAGGGAGGCGGACGGCAGCCUCCCGCACACGGAAGACAGGUGCCGGGGAUACUACGACGUGAUGGGCCAGUGGGACCCGCCGUUCGUGUGCAAAACGGGCAAUUACCUGUACUGCUGCGGCACGUGCGGGUUCCGCUUCUGCUGCGCGUUCGAGAGCUCCCGCCUGGACCAGAGCACCUGUAAGAACUACGACACCCCCAUAUGGAUGAUGACGGGCCAGACGCCGUACAAAAAGAACGACCCCAGGCACGACCCCACCAAGGAUAAGACCAACUUGAUCGUGUACAUCAUCUGUGGAGUGGUGGCGAUCAUGGCGCUCGUUGGGAUUUUCACCAAACUUGGGCUGGAAAAGGCGCACCGACCCCAGCGGGAGAACAUGUCCAGGGCCCUUGCUAGUGUGAUGAACCAACAAGGCCCAUGUCCAGGGGAACAUGAAGACACCUUGGGAAUGCAUCACUAUGAAAACAUCCAAGCUAGAACAACGGCUAAUAACCUCCAGGGUGUCCAGGUGAACAGUGUGGGUGCGGGCUCCCCCCUUCUGCCCACCAUGACCCAGCCGCAUACGUACCCUGCACUAGGCCAGCUCACCCAUACUUAUGAGCAGCCCCAGCCCGUCAAGGAGCUCAACAAGUACGCGUCACUCAAGGCCGUAGCGGAAAAAGCCAACGAUGACUUCUACAGCAAGCGCCGACACCUGGCAGAGUUGGCAGCCAAGGGUAGCCUUCCGCUUCAUCCUGUACGCCUUGACCACAGUCCCAGCAGCCCCUACAGCCCAGAGGUCCCAGCCCCAUGCCCCAAACAAAACGGGCAUAAGUCCAAAGGCAGCAAGGCCCACGUCAGCCAUCCUCUGGCCUACAGCUGCAACACCAUCGCCAGCCCAGGUGUUCUGAAGGGCUGGAAUGGCACGGAGAGCAUGGACCGGCGCAAAGCUCAUGGGCCCAGGAAGCACUGCACCGUGGAGCAGGUCAAUGAGUUGCACGCAGCCCGCAGCCAGCCCUUCCAGCCCUACUUUGUCACAAACAGCAAGACAGAGGUGACAGUGUAGGCGGUGGGGGGCAGGUGGGUGUGUCAUCGCUCCAACAGUACUGACAGUAAGCGAGCAAAUGAGAGCGUGUGAAAAGGGGUUCCUAUGCUUGGGUCCGCUUGGGUGGAGUGCAUUUGGACCGCAGCCCCAAUGGAAGAGCCUCUCGGGGGUAGAGGAGGUAUUGGCAUGGGGACCCUUUGUCUUGUGUGUUGUUUUGCGUGUGCUUCUGUAUGUGACAAGGCAUUGCGGAGAACUAUUGUUACCAGCAGAACAAAACCUUGACAGUGUCUGCCUGAAAAAAAAUUUACUCGUACUAUCUUAUUAACGGUUUUAUAAUCACUGUUAAUUGAAAAUAUCUAAACGAUGAUAAUCACUGCAAUUAAAUUGAAAGUAAGGAGAACCGAGGGAUUCCAUCGGAAAUAGUAUAGCACCACUAUCAAAGUCAAUAGUGCGAGAGGAAGACUAAAUCGAAAACACACUUUAUGAAUCGCUGCCGGGAAAGGGGCACAGAUUUCAGAAAGAGGAAACAGAACACGUGACGCUUCGUAUCGGUUUGCAUUGGGAUUCUAGGUGGUGACUCGUGGUCCACAUGCACACGGAGCAAUGAUUCCUAACUGGAAAACGACCCUAAAGACACAAUUCCUGCCGCUGGAGCUCUUCUUAUUUUCACUUGGAUGAAUAGGAGAGAUACUUGGUACAGAGAAAAGAGCAGUGAUACUGUCUGGACGCAAGGGAAUCGACUCUAGGAAUGGGUCCGAAGGCGUGCGCCUGGGGCUAGUUGAACUCACUUUCAUUUUCAGAGAAAGAGGAGUAAGACACGGCGAGAUGUGGAGCACUGAGCAACAAACACAGCAACGUAAACUGUUUAUAAACUGUUUCUACCCCUCUCACUCCAUUCCCUUAAUGUUGGGCUGUGCCUUUGUUUUCUUAACUGUUUUUUUUUGGUCUAAGAGCUAAACUCGCCAACCACUGCAGAUAGAGAUAGUACCAAAAGGUAGACAGUAGGGUAGAUCUACAUUUGUCAUCUCUUGCAGUGUGUGGUAACCAGUUGAAUGUUCUUGUUUUGGUUGUUUGAUGUUUUUUUUUUCAUUCUUGUUCACAGUUUUCAUAUUCCUAACGUUUCUUUUAUAUCAAUUUGUUUUAGUGCUAUUGAGACCCAGACAAGAAGAGAAAUCAUCUCUAUUUAAUUUUAUUUCCUAUAAACUCACAUCACUGCAGGCACAAAGGUCUAAACUACACAGAAUAGAAAAAUAAUUUAGAAUGUUUUAAAGAAAGAAUAGACGUAACGUAAUAGAGCCGCUGAGUUGUCAACGGUAUUUCAACUUUCAUUCUUGCACUGUGUUGUUAUUUCAACAACUCUCUUGGAGAGAAUAGCAAACGUGUUAUGAGUCCAAAAACAUAACUAUGUAUACCUAUAUUGCUAUACACUAUACAUUAUUACAGUAAUGUCAUGUAAGCUGCUCCCAAUGUAUCUCUAUAAUAUAUAAUUAUGGAACAGUCAUUGAAGCUACAUAUGGCAGCAUGUAAUAAUGACAAUAACUGUCAACAACCAAAAACAGGUCUUCUAGAAAAAUUAGAAACACUCUGGUGAGCUCCUCUGAAAAAUUUACUCAGUGCCAUUGGGAUGAAAUGAAUUAUUUAUGAACUUAAACUUCAUAUUAUGAAAAAAAUAGGUAACAAAAGAUAAAUACUCCUCAGAUCAUCAAAUGUGCCACUCAUAAAGAGUCAAAAUAUUGCUUUUGCUUAGUCAUAUAUUGUGCGGUCCAUUGGUAUGUUUGUCUUGGCGUGUAUUCAGUGGAGAUCUAGGUCAAGAGCAUAGGGGUCAGAAUGAAAUCUGAUCAUUUAAAAGGAAAUUUUGAAAUCUGUUAUCCUUAUCAAAGAAUACAAUACAGAUUUAUAACUGACGUAAAAGACCCGCACAGAUUCAUAAUUACUAAAAAUCUGUUUUUUUUUUAAUUUUUUUUUGCUUUGCUUUUUUUUGUUUUAGGUUGUAUAUGGGAUUUAUGAAUUUUAAAUGGUACCCCAGCAAGCCAUAAACUACCUCAAUCAGGAAAAGAAACAGAUUUUACAUUAUUUAAAACUGGUUUACAUUACUAAUGUUAUUUCUUAAUGAACACAUGGACUAAUGGACUGGAUGGCAAGAUAUCUCAUGGGAUUUAGUCCAUAAGACAUUAACAUACAUUGACUAUUUUAAUUUAUUGCAGAAAAAUGCUUAUUUAUUAAUCAAGCAUGGGAUGGUCUAUAUACAUGCAAAAUAAGUGCUAAACAACAUCUUGCGAUAUCUAAUUCGAAAGCAGAAUAUUAACUGUAUUUAUUAAAUCAUUCAUUUUAUUGCACGUUGAGUUUUUUGUUGUAAUUACGGUCAGUCAGUUGUGAACAUGCAAAAAUACAGGAAGACAGUUCAGAUUGCUUGUUAAUCUACAAUAUCUUCUAUUUGCAUGUCAAAACAUUGCAUGAGUUUAAGAGGUAUGAAAAUUUCAGACGUUCACUGCACAUCUAGACACAUAUGUCACAGAACAUUUCAAUGAAAAUUACCCAGAUUUUAUUGUUUUAACUUAAUCCGUUGUUUCACAAAAUCACACGAUUUUUAUCAGAAUAACACAGGUCAUGUU